Molecule: messenger RNA, 425 nt
Organism: Prorocentrum cordatum
Lineage: Eukaryota; Dinophyceae; Prorocentrales; Prorocentraceae
Source: the annotation of a GenBank genome assembly
GAGUUCCAGUUCGUAGAUGGUGACGAUGAGGCCAAUGCAAUCCCAGACGAGUUCGAAUAUGACGUCGAGGGCGGGCCAGGAGAGCUCGUCGUGGACACGACUUCGUGGCUUUUGAUUCCAGGCGUGUGCCAUACCAUCCAUAAUGCGACAGAGGAGCUCAAAAAGGUCAUGGAGUAUUUCCCUGAUUGGACGAAGGGCCUCAAGGCCAUUUGCGACAUGGUUCGACGUCGGUUUAGCAAUGAGCGCUUGAUGGAAACGUGUUUUUCGACUGCUCCAGCUUGCUACCAUAAGGACUUGUACAAGUCUUUCAAGGCGUGCGUGUAUACUGGCCGAUGGGGUAGCGUCGCCGAUGCCACCCGGGAGCUUGCCCCGCUGGAGCCUUCUUUGCGUUUCGCGUGGGACCCGAUUAAGUUCAAUCGUGGCAG